GUAAUUUGAAGAAAAGAGAACAAAGAAAUCAGAGAGUAUAAAAUCCCUCGGCUAGUCUGCACUUGGUCAGAGUAAAGCUCGACAGACAGGCGCACACUCUCUCCCCGCCUCCCCUUACGCUCGUAUAGUAAAGUGCCCGGCGCGCAGGUGGUGCUUGUUGCUCUGAAUCCGAUCAGGAUGAUGCGAUCUGCACAGCUUCUCGCUGCGGUCUUAUACUGCAUAGUGUGCAUUCAUUCCCUACCGGUACCAGACGGAAACAGCCACAGGUACAAACCUCCAACGGACUGGCCUCAAAAGACCCAUCAUCAUGGCCUAAAGAAGAGAGGCCGAUUUCAUCACACUCAGGACACCAGUGAAGACUCUGGCAAUAAAAGAGUGCACCCACACUCGACUCUUCCCAAAAAUGAAACUGAGUUCUGGAACAGGCCUCGCUGUGGAGUCCCAGACUACCACUCGCAGAAGGAAGGGAGCGUCCUUAAUUACUCAACCCACAAAGGAGGCUUGCUUGGGGGUCGUCAGCGCCAAAAACGCUUUGAUUUGUUCGGAGGACGCUGGGACAAAACAGACCUCACGUACAAGAUCAUGCGGACCCCUUGGCAGAUGAGUUUAGAGAAAGUCAGAUAUGUGCUGAGAGAGGCACUGCGGGUCUGGAGUGACAUCACCCCUCUCACCUUUACUGAGGUCACCAGUGGCCGGGCAGAUAUCAUGAUUGACUUCAACAGGUACUGGCAUGGAGACAAUCUUCCUUUUGAUGGACCAGGAGGAAUUCUGGCUCAUGCCUUCUUUCCCCGAACUUACCGGGAGGGAGACAUUCACUUUGACUACGAUGAGACUUGGACAGUGGGCAACAGCAUGGGCACUGACCUCCUCCAGGUGGCUGCUCAUGAGAUCGGUCAUGUUUUAGGGUUGCAGCACUCCAUGGCACCAGGCGCAGUGAUGUCGCCUUUCUACGCUUUCUCCUACCCGCUCAAACUGAGUGAAGAUGACAAGCGAGGCAUACAGUAUUUGUAUGGCUCCAAACGCACUGAGGAUAAUGUAAAGACGGAGGAGAGAUUUCCCAAAGUCACAGAAACCAAUGAGAUUGAAACCACAGUGCCUGACGCUUGCCUAACUGACUUCGAUGCUGUAUCUAUGAUCCGAGGCGAGCUGUUUUUCUUUAAGUCGGGUUAUGUAUGGCGGAUCCGUGGUGGUAAACUCCAGACUGGAUAUCCUGCAUUGGCAUCAAGGCACUGGAGAGGAAUCCCAGGCGACAUUGAUGCCGCUUUUGAGGACAAAUCUGGAAAUAUCUGGUUCUUCCAAGGCCAGAGUUACUGGGUUUUCGAUGCCGAGCGGCAGAUCACAGGACCAGACUCCGUGCGAAGGCUAGGUCUAACGGUGAAUGACAUCCAGGCGGCCCUCAUGUGGGGAGAAGACAAGGCUCAGAAGAUCUACUUCUUCAAAAAAGGAAGCUACUGGCGAUUCAACCUUAAGGAAAACCGCGUAGACUCACCCCACCCUCGCAGCAUGAGGGACUGGAGGGGCAUACCGAAUGACAUUGACGCCGCUUUCCAGGACCGAUUUGGCUUCGCCCACUUCUUGAGAGGGAAGCAGUACUGGAAGUUCGACCCAGUGGAAGUGAGAGUGCUGGAGGGAUACCCGCGAUAUAUUGGCAUGGAUUUCUUCGGUUGUUCUGCAGCCCUGUACCGAUGAGUCACGGGUACAACUAGACGUAAUUUAUCCCAAAUGUACUGCAGAUCUUUGUCAUGCACCUAGUGCAACUAGCACUCCCACAAGCAGUUUCCACAUGUUUAAAGGGAUAGUUCACCCAAAAAUGAAAAUUCUGUCAUUAAUUAACAUACGGUCUUAACAUGGUGAAGACUGACGUGGAACAGAAGAAACUGUUUAAUAAAGUACACAAAAAGUCACAUGGACUUACUACGUUUCUUAAUUUGUGUUCAGAAGAUAAACCAAGGUCUUACGGGUUUGGAACAACAUGAGGGUGAGUAAUUAAUGACAGAAUGUUCAUUUUUGAGUAAACUGUCCCUUUAACUUUGAACCAGUUUAGGUUGAGUAUUUUUGUUUAUAUCAGGUAAAGUGUCAGAUAUGCAGAUUCUCCAAAUCUGACCACUGGAUCAAACAUUUUUCUGUGGUUUCAAGCAGAUACUGUUUAUUCAAGAUGUUACAUCUGCGCACUUAACCACAUAAUGAAUGAGUAUAGCUGAAUCUUCUCAUCUGCAAAACAACGGCUCUCAUUCCUCAGGAAAAGCAGGAAAUUCUGGCCUUAAAUAUUUUUCGUAUAUAUUUUGUGUACUUGAUUUAUUUAUUAUUUGUAUAUUUUUGGCAGUAUUCAUAGUGUUAGGAAAACAUAACAGCCAUUUUUUAGGAAUACCAUACUGUGCCAUUAGUGACGUGCUGUUGAUUACCAUAGAAGAAAAUUUUGUCUUUAAAAACAAGCAAAAACAUAGUAGUGGGAAUACUGUAGUAACUGACAGUUUUUCACAGGUGCUAUUGAACUUUUAUUAAAUCUGGGACAUUCCUUUAAUGCGCCAAAAAUAUCUAAAUAUUGAAAGCCUAUAUUCCAAACUAAAAGUGCACAAAUCUACUUACAUGAGCAGUUUUAGUUCAGAGGCACUUUUGGUACAAAUGUAGGUGACGACAACUUGAGGUAAACAUUUACUUUGUCAAAGCAUCCUAAAAUAGUUCUCAGAGCAAAAUUAACUUACCUAUUUUUUACUGAACUUUGUAGACUUUUUAAUUUUGUUCGGUGUGAACGUCCAUUUAGGCUUAACCUAAGUCUGUAAAGGACUUAUGAAGACCUGUUUUUCAAUAGUGAUAAUGUAUAUUUUACAGUGCAGGUCACUGAUGCUGUUCACGUGUUAACUAAUAGAAUUUUUUGCAUAGUGUGGCUAAUGAGGAAUAUAAUCCUUAUAGCAUGAUAAUGAUGGCUUUUGAUACAAGGAAACUGCACACUUCUCAUUCACUGUUAUUAUAAUAUUUGUCAUGUAAUCGAUUCUUUCUCAUUUUUAAUAAUCAACUUACUGUGUAAAUAUUUUGUAAAAAGAAUUGUAUUAUAUUUUCAGCUGCAAUAAAA
Labeo rohita (rohu) is the source of this 3070-nucleotide messenger RNA. It is a transcript of the gene mmp11b, whose product is annotated as matrix metallopeptidase 11b. Gene Ontology annotation, cellular component: extracellular matrix. The transcript has 8 exons. Lineage: Eukaryota; Metazoa; Chordata; Actinopteri; Cypriniformes; Cyprinidae. Gene Ontology annotation, molecular function: zinc ion binding; metalloendopeptidase activity. Bases 178 to 1689 code for a protein of 503 amino acids. The record is from RefSeq and is a predicted model, not a curated record. Gene Ontology annotation, biological process: collagen catabolic process; extracellular matrix organization; proteolysis.